CAGAUAUCGGAGAGGAUACUGAGUUACUGCAUGAACAAACAAACAAUAAAACACAUUUUCACCUGAGCUUCCGGCGACUAAAAAGGGAGCAGAGCUUUGCCAUUGCCAGCGAAUGAGUGAGGUUGCCAAAAUUUAAACUAAGGACCCCUUCAACACCAUGGCAGAGUAUUACCAGAUUUUAGGAGUGCAGAAAAAUGCAACACAAGAUGACAUCAAAAAAGCCUACAGAAAAUUGGCACUCAGAUGGCAUCCAGACAAGAACCCAGACAACAAGGAAGAGGCAGAGAGGAAGUUCAAAGAAAUUUCUGAGGCUUAUGAAGUUCUGUCAGAUGCCAACAAGAGGCAUGUAUAUGACCGGUACGGUAAAGAGGGCUUAACCGGAGGAGGUGGAGGAGGAGGAGGAUCAUAUCACAACGGUGACCAGUUCGGCGGAGGCUUCACCUUCCGUAAUCCCGAGGACGUCUUCCGGGAAUUCUUCGGCGGCCGGGAUCCAUUUGCUGACUUCUUUGGGGGCGACCCGUUCGAUGACUUCUUCGGUGGUAGUCAGAGACAUCAGCGUGGCAUGAGUCGGAGCCGAACAGGGGGGUCCUUCUUCGGCGGUUUCGGUGGCUUCCCACCUUUCGGAGCCGGAUUCCCAGCUUUUGGUCCAGGCUUUAGAUCUUUUGGACACAUGGGAAUGGUGGGGGAUAUGGGGCAUAUGGGUGGAGGGGGCUUCACCUCCUUCUCAUCCACCUCUUUUGGAGGCAGCAGCGCAGGGAUGGGCAACUUCCGAUCAGUCUCGACUUCCACCAAGUUCAUCAAUGGCAGAAAAAUUACCACAAAAAGAAUUAUUGAGAAUGGUCAAGAACGAGUGGAGGUGGAGGAGGAUGGACAGUUAAAAUCUCUGACCAUAAAUGGAAGGACAAGUGACUUAGCUUUGGAAGAGGGGCGGAGACAUCGGGAGGCACGAGCUGGGUCCUCUUCGACACAGCAUCCGAGGCGCUCCGAGCACAGAGGGCCGCAGGCACACACACAAGUCCGAGAGCACACAGAAAUGAAGAGGAAGAAACCAGAACAGAAGGGAGAGGCCAAGAGGCACAAAACUUCCUGAAUUACUAUGAUUGUGUGGAGACACAUUCAUCGUAAUUAUUGGCAAAGCAAAGCUGUGCAAUAUUUGUGGUGUAAGGUGUUUUUUUUUGGUUUUGUUUGUUUGUUUUUUUUUUUGCUUUUUGUACUUGAGUGAAAGUAACUAAUCCAAGUCUGUAGUGAUGAGGCAGAAAUUGAAGUUAAGAUAAGUUUUACUGAUUUAGUUUACUGGUGUAGUUGAUUGACUGACUAAAUAUUUGGCAUUAACCUUGAACAACAGAUGA
Molecule: messenger RNA, 1349 nt
Organism: Chanos chanos (milkfish)
Lineage: Eukaryota; Metazoa; Chordata; Actinopteri; Gonorynchiformes; Chanidae
Gene: dnajb6a
Product: DnaJ heat shock protein family (Hsp40) member B6a
Exons: 10
Coding region: 158-1090 (310 amino acids)
Molecular function (GO): Hsp70 protein binding
Source: RefSeq, a predicted model, not a curated record